This is a messenger RNA of Gongylonema pulchrum, 744 nucleotides long. The record is from the annotation of a GenBank genome assembly. NCBI's taxonomy places the organism in Eukaryota, Metazoa, Nematoda, Chromadorea, Rhabditida, Gongylonematidae.
AUGAAUGCACGAAGUCAUCAGUUUCAGUUGACAGCUGAUGAACGCCAGAUACGUGAUGCAGUUUCCGCAGUCUUUCAUACAAUUAUUUUACACAGAACUAUCCCAAAGAUUCAUUAUACUAGUGAAGUUAACUUCCAACUCGGGUCAAUUGGUGUCGAAGAAGUCGACUGUAAUAAUUUAAAUCUAAGCUACGUACGGGUAAAUAGUCCAAAACUGGUUUCAUACGUACAUGGAGAGCUGGAUUCAUUCAUCCGAGACAUCCGGCUUUCCAUUGAAGGUGUUGCUAUACCGCAAUUCUAUUCUCCGCCGCCCGUGACUCUGCUCAGUUAUUGUGGUGCUCCACUGUUGCGUGCAAAAAUUGAUCUGGAAUUCUAUCAAAAGAAGAAAAGAUCAUGGCCUUUGCCGGAUUAUCAAAUUCCGUGGGAAAUUUGGCAGUUGCAGCUCGCUAUUGUGCGAAUUAAAGAAAGAGAGUACUGGGAGCGAAUGCGCGAAGAGCUGGCGGACUCAGUGUCUGAAGUUGUACUGAAAACAUGCUCGCUGAUCAACCGACCACAGUUCGUACCACAAAUGCCGACACGCUCAGAUGUUGCAAACGUUUUCGAUACGACGUACCCUGAAUGCCAGCCGUAUCUUAUGCGAAUCGUCAGGCAUCCACAUGACACGAGUAAAAACUCGGAGAAUACUCUAAUGACAGUUGGCGCAUCAGCGGUCAAAAAAAUGCUGAGAGAUACAUUCUUAUCGUAA